This is a messenger RNA of Diachasma alloeum, 2407 nucleotides long. RefSeq names its product regulator of MON1-CCZ1 complex (gene Bulli). Gene Ontology annotation, cellular component: late endosome membrane; lysosomal membrane; Mon1-Ccz1 complex. The coding region runs from base 114 to 2132 and encodes 672 amino acids. Gene Ontology annotation, biological process: regulation of autophagy. NCBI's taxonomy places the organism in Eukaryota, Metazoa, Arthropoda, Insecta, Hymenoptera, Braconidae. The record is from RefSeq and is a predicted model, not a curated record. The transcript has 10 exons.
UUUAUAAAGAAAGAGAGAGAGAGAGAGAAUCGUCAAAUGUCAGACAGAAAUUUGUUUGUUGUUUUUUAUUCUUUAUAUAGAUUUUUUAGUCAAAAGAGUUGAAAAAACCAAAAAUGGGAAAUAAUCAAGUGCCUGGGGAGGAUUAUUACUUGGAGUUAUCUGAGGAUCCGAUAAAAUUUGAAUCUGUUAGCAGUCUUACAAAUGUCUUCUUCGAUGACUCUAAACAACAGGUAUUCGCUGUGAGAUCCGGUGGAGUGACAGGAGUCCUCGUCAAAGGCCCCGAGUGUAAUUUAAACUUUCGUAUGGAUGACAAAGGUCCUGUUAUAUCCAUCAAAUUCUCACCUAAUAUGAAUAUCCUUGCGAUCCAGAGAACCACUACUUCUGUAGAAUUCGUCAAUUACUCGACCAACUUGGCUUUGGAUAAUGUCGAAUAUUCACAGACCUGCAGAGGAAAGAAUGCCUCGAUUCAAGGAUUUGUUUGGACCUAUGGCAAUGAAAUUCUCGUAAUCACAGAUCACGGAGUGGAAUUAUUCCUGGUAAAUCCAGCAAAAAAAAGUGUGAAAGCUCUAAAAUCUUUGAGUUUAGGAGUUAAUUGGUACGUUUACUGUUGUCAAAGUAAUAUGAUUUUACUUUCCUCUGGGACGAUUGGAAAUCAGAUGCAGGCACUCCAUGUUACCCCUGGGAAUUUGAACAAAAUAACGAAAUUUGAGAUGGAGGUGACGCCAUCGAAACCAGGAAAACUAGCUGUUUCCGAGAGGGAUGUUGCUCUGGCUGUGCUCUACGGAAUUCCUUGUAUAAUAGUUUUGAGACAUCAGCAUGGAGCCAAUAAGUCAGUUGGAACUGCCUACGUUUGUGUAUAUACUGUUCACAAAAUGUUGACAAUCAAAAAAAGUCAUAUACUCAAACUAGACAUGACCGGAAGGUUCGCCAUCAAUGUUGUUGAUAAUUUAAUAAUUGUCCAUCAUCAAGCUUCAAAGACUUCAAUGAUUUUUGAUAUCAUGUUAGCUGGGGUUUCUGAUGGUACAGUGAUGCAUCACACUGCCGUGGCUGCACCUAAACCCAUAAAGCCAUACAAUCUCAAAGUCCAAGGUGCAACAUUGUCGGAACAAGUGAUUCAGCCCUGUCAACUCUAUUCACCCAAUUGGGUAGUUUUUCAGCCAAAUAUCGUGAUUGAUGCCAAAUUAGGAUGUUUAUGGUACAUACAACUUCGACUGGACUGUCUCGUACAACUUAUUGAUGACAAAGUUCAAUUGGUGGAAUUUUUACUGCAGAGAAAAAAUUCAAAACAAAUUUUACUUCAAGUGCUUCAAAAUUAUGUCAAUGAUUUACCGAUAACUCUUGGAGACAUGCCUGCUAUUUUUGAUAAAUUGAAUGACAUUUAUAGAAAUCAUUUGGAGAAUGAAAUUCAGAGUCAAAUGGGUACACCAUUGCAAAAUGUUCCAAAGUCUCCGCCAAAUUCUUCAGAAAAUUUUGCUUUCAAGGCAUUAAUUGAUCAGAGUGAUAUAUAUUCUCAUAUUCUUUCAAAAUUUUCAUCUGGUGAAAUCAUUGAACCGAAAAUGAUCAUUUGGGUGUUGCUAGAAUACAUAAGAUCAUUGACAGAGCAUGGCAUUCCGGUGCAACAUUAUUUGCACGAAUUAGUAAUCACAACAUUGGUCCAACGUAAGGCAUAUUACCAGCUACAUCAAUUGCUGCAGUAUCAUGUGGUUGCUGAUUCGAAACCUCUAGCCUGUUUGCUUUUAUCUCUGGAAAAUCUCUAUCCAGCUGCUCAUCAAUUGGCUUUGGAUAUGUUGAAACGUCUUGGGAAUGCACAUGAAGAGAUUAUUGAAGUGCUUCUGUCAAAAGGACAUAUUUUACCCGCACUGAGGUAUGUCCGAUCUGUUGGAAUGAUUGAUCAGGUAUCUGCGCGCAAGUUCCUUGAAGCAGCUAGAGCGCUGAAUGAUCCAACGCUAUUCCAUUCUGUAUAUAAAUUCUUUGAGCAACGCAAUAUGAGACUUCACAAUACAAUAGCAUUCACACGGGGUGAGCAUUGUCAAGCAUACGUAAAACACUUUGAAAAUUUGUUUCACGGCAUCAACAAUGGCUGUGAUGGCAAUUUAAACUCGAACAUUUCUACUGUUUCGUCGCAAAACUAGUCCCAUCAACGAGAUUUCGGAGAAUGGAUAAAGGUGAGAAUCGAGAUAUUAAAUUCGAUAGUUUGUUGGAUUGAAAACGUUCACCCAUAGGAAUAUUUUCAGUGAUAAAAUUGCUUAAUUUCUUUCAAACAAAUUAUCAUUCCACAAAACUAUGGAAUUUAAUGGGGGAAAAAAAAAAUAAUAAUGUAGAGGAAUCCAUAAAAUAGAAAAAUAAUUAUUGUUUUUUAAGCGAAAUGUAAAAUACCACAAUUUAUUAUGAAAUAAUAAAGAUGAUA